Molecule: messenger RNA, 1623 nt
Organism: Cyphellophora europaea CBS 101466
Lineage: Eukaryota; Fungi; Ascomycota; Eurotiomycetes; Chaetothyriales; Cyphellophoraceae
Exons: 1
Coding region: 1-1623 (540 amino acids)
Biological process (GO): cell division
Cellular component (GO): plasma membrane
Source: RefSeq, a predicted model, not a curated record
AUGUCGUCAGGACAUUCAGAACCUCAGGUUCUGUACAGCGUCAACAACAUUCGCGCAUACCACGUGCAAGAUGGUCAGGAGCACGAGAUCACCACUUCGGGACCCCAAACCCUCUCCCUCCUCAUGGUACCAACAUCGUCGCCAUUCGCGGACCUCUCCUCGACCAACCCUACCUCGCAUGCCCCCGAAGAGGAUUUCUAUCUGCAUCUACACCUACCACCCGAGCUCGACCAACCCCUCCCAGCUACCACUCAAAUCUACCACAAGCCUCCCUCCAGCUAUCUCAUUCCGCGAUGGGAUCUAGGUCCCGAUUCCGGCGCCUUCACACGCAUCGAGUUUCCCAGCAUUGGGCACGGUCCCAACAAAGCCACCCAAGAAGAGAUCGAUACCUUCGAGACAAUCCUCGCGCAAUGCACCGCCUUCCUCGAGCGGGCUCCUGCACCAACGGGACAUGACAAAUACGACCCUUCCAGCUAUCGUCCUGGUGAAGGAUAUAUCAGCACCUCCGCCGACCAAGGUUCUGGCUAUCCCAAUGAGAAGCACCCGUCCCAUGGCCACGGCCAGAUUGUGCUAGUCGACGAAGAGAACGGCUCCGUCGUAGGCGAGCUACAAGGCGGCUACAACAUCAACGAAGGACCAGGCGUGUAUCCUGGCAGCAAGACACCGGUGGAAAUUCAACUCCCCGCUGAAGGCGCCGGCAAUACGAUUCAGGUUGGUCCCAUUAACGAAGACUAUCUCGAAACCUCGAGGCAUCCAGCAUACGCCAAGUCCACCAUCGUGCAGUCCUCCGCCCGUGCCUCCCGCCUUCUUGUCACUACCUCUUCGUAUGUGGCCAAUGCCAUGUCAUCAGGCGCCGACAACUUCCAGCGCAAGACACAGCCAAAUCCCAAGCCCAUGACAUUCAGCCCCGCUACGCAGGCCAACCUGCGCCGCAUCCACACCUUCACGCAAGGCGCCGCAGGACUCUCCGCCAAGACGGUCGGGCAGGUGGGGCGCUACGCCCAGAACAUCGGCGCCACUUUGGCGCGCAAGGGCGAGAAGCAGAAGAAAGGCUUUGACAAGAGUGGCAACCCCGACACCGGCUACAAGCCCGGCAUCUUGAACAAGAGCAUGAUCGCAUUCAGCACCAUCGCGGACGGCAUCGACCACGCUGGCCGGCAACUGCUCGCCAGCGGUUCCGCGGCUGCGACAAACGUCGUGAACCACAAGUACGGCCCCGAAGCCGGCGACGCGACGCGCAGCCUAACAGGCGGCAUCAAGAACGUCGGACUCGUCUAUAUCGACGCUGUCGGCGUGUCGCGCAAGGCGGUGCUCAAGAGCGUAGCCAAGGGCAUGGUGGUGGGCCGCAUGCCGAACGGGCAGUCGCUCGUCGUUGGCGCCGGCGACGGCGGCGUCGUGCCGGGCGACGCGUACCCUCAACAGGACGUCAAGCGCGUCGACAGCAAUACGAGCCAGGGCUACAACGUGGGCGGCCGUCUCAACAGCGCGAACCAGAGUACGACCAGCUUGCCGGGCUAUGGGGUGGAGGGCUACGGGAAUCAGGGCUUGCCGCCGGCUUACGGCGCUGGAGGCCCCGGUGAACCGCUGCAUGGCCAGCCGAGGAUUGGGGACCAGAAGCGCUGA